Columba livia (rock pigeon) is the source of this 2880-nucleotide messenger RNA. RefSeq names its product G protein-coupled receptor 182 (gene ACKR5). NCBI's taxonomy places the organism in Eukaryota, Metazoa, Chordata, Aves, Columbiformes, Columbidae. Gene Ontology annotation, cellular component: membrane. Gene Ontology annotation, molecular function: G protein-coupled receptor activity. The record is from RefSeq and is a predicted model, not a curated record. The transcript has 2 exons. Gene Ontology annotation, biological process: G protein-coupled receptor signaling pathway. The coding region runs from base 606 to 1697 and encodes 363 amino acids.
UCUCCCCAGGGCAGAGCAGAGGGGCAGGAGAACCUCUCUGACCUACUGACCACCCCCUUCUAACCCACCCCAGGUCCCAUUGGCUUCCUGGCCACAAGGGCCAGUGCUGGCUCAUGGUCACCCUGCUGUCCCCAGGACCCCCAGCUCCCUUUCCCCUACACUGCUCUCUAACAGCUCAUUCCCCAACCUGGGGUUGUUCUGCCCAGAUUCAAGACUCUACAUUUGCCCUUGUUAUAUUUUCACCCCCGUAGGGGUGACAGAACUGGCCCGGGGGGCUCCGCUCCAUCCCCGAGCACCCGCAGCUCCGGCACCGACACCUGCCCGGGGCCUCCACCGAACGGGAGCUGAGUCCCGGGCUGGAAACCCGGUGACAUGUCACGGCGGGGCUGGCUCAGGAUGUGGGGCCACCACGGUCAUUUCCUGCCGGGAAGCGGCCACCGAGCCCCCCCCCCGAGCCCCGUGGCUCCCAGAGGCGUCCGAGCCGCCCAACCGAGAGGAUCCCGAGCAGCCGCUUCGCUCCGCCGCCGGUGAGCGACCCGCGCCCUCCCCACCGCGUCCGUCUGUCCGCGCUCCCCCAGGUACCACUGGGGACCCACACUGCCAGGAUGGCCGAGGUGACCACGGCCCCUGCCGAGACGCGCGCCAUCCUGAGCGAGUACGGCGACUACCACAACUGGUCCGAGCUGUUCCACCUCCUCAACCACACCUACACCUUCUGCGAGUUCAGCCUGGAUGAGAACGUCAAGCGGGUGGUCCUCUUCAUCCUUUACCUGGUCAUCUUCGUGGUGGGCUUGGUGGAGAACCUCCUUGUCAUCUGGGUCAACUGGCAGACGCGGGGCAACAAGAGCCUGGUCAACCUCUACAUCAUCAACAUGGCAGUGGCCGACCUGGGGGUGCUGCUCUCGCUGCCCAUCUGGAUGCUGGAGGUGAUGCUGGAUUACACCUGGCUCUGGGGCAGCUUCCUCUGCCGCUUCACCCACUACUUCUACUUCGCCAACAUGUACGCCAGCAUCUUCUUCCUCACCUGCCUGAGCGUGGAUCGCUACGUGUCCCUGACCAGCUCCUCCCUGUUCUGGCGCCGGCACCAGCACCGCGCGCGCCGCGUCAUCUGCACCUGCAGCUGGGUGCUGGCGGCGGCCAUCCCGUUCCUGGAGGUCGCCCACAUGCAGCUGGUCAACACCGGCGAGCCCAUCUGCAUCUUCAUGGCUCCCUUCGAGACCUACGACGAGUGGGCGCUGGCGGUCAGCUUGGCCACCACCACCAUCGGGUUCCUCAUCCCCUUCCCCAUCAUCACCGUCUUCAACGUGCUGACGGCCCGGUUCAUCAGGCGCAGCAAGCCGGAGAGCGGGAAGCACUGCCUGCUCAUCUACGCCUACAUCGCGGUCUUCCUCGUCAGCUGGCUGCCCUUCCACAUCAUGCUGACGCUCCUCACCCUCGACGGCAACCACAUCAUCCUCCACUGCGCCUUCGCCAACUUCCUCUACUUCUUCUACGACAUCAUCGACUGCUUCACGCUGCUGCACUGCGUGCUCAACCCCGUCCUCUACAACUUCCUCAGCAAGAACUUCCGCACCAAGCUCGUCUCCGCCGUGGUCAAGUACAUCCCCAAGGACCAAGGCAGCGCCAAGGGCGCCGGGAGCUCGUCCUCCACCACGCAGCACUCCAUAGUCAUCACCAAGGACAACAACGCUAAUUAAGAGGGGUCGGACUCUCCUGCUCAUCGCUGGGUGGCAGCGGGAUCAUUGUUCCUAGUGAUGAGCUUUUGGACAACAUCUUGGUGGUGGAAUGAGGGGGCGUGGGAGCCGCGGACAUCGCGCCUCCGAUGUGCCGACUCGUUCGGCUACAGAAAGGACGCGAGAAAGAGGUAUUUCUUGUUCUCCAAAAGAGACACUUGUGGUAACGAAGCGCGUUACGCCUGCUCGGAACCUGAACACAAAUCUGGCCCCCAGGACCGGACCUGGGCCGGGACACGCGGUCCUGUCCCGUCACCGCGAGUUUCUCCGCAGCCCCAACUGUCACUUCCAGACGAGCCGGUGAAUCCCGCGAGCAGGAGAGGAAAUUCACCCCUUUGGACGCAAACAGCCCAAAGCCCAAUUCCUGAUCGCACAGAAAUGACGGCGACGUGGCCCCGAGCUGUAACGAGGGGGGGGUCUGAAACGAGUCCAGAUCAAACUAUUCGCGAACUGUAAAUUAGCGAUGCUUAAAACCUCGUUGGACUGGGCGCAGCUGCUUCCCAGUGGGGUUCCCUGUUUGUGGUUUGAGGCAGGUGACACGUCCCACUACACCCGGUGUCCUUUAGAGCUUUGGGCUGCGGGAGGAACCGGAGCAUCCACAGAACGCUCAUCGCUGUCCGGAUCCCGCUCGGCGGGUCGAGCCCCGGGCGGGGGAAAGGGAAACAGCGACAGGCUCUGGAAGGGAGUCCAUAAAUCUACCAAAGAGCCUUGAGCUGCCCAAGAAAACACUUUUCCAGAAAAGUGAAGCAUAAGCAGAUCUGGGGACAGGAUGCCGGGGGGGCAGGAUGUCCCGGCUGCGGGAGAAGCCGCCGUGGGGGGUCAAUGUGGUUGUCACGGGACGGGAACGGCUCUGCAGGGGUGGGUAAAUCUAAACGCUUCAGGGCUCCUUGAGCGCGUGGACGUUCCUUCCCACGCCGGUAGAACGAGCCCAACCUGCCUCUUACCCAAAACAACCCCAAACCGUUCGGGGGACGCGGCGGCAGCUUCGGGCAGACGUGACCCGCGGGUCUGAUCCUCAACACCACUCGUGAUGGGACGCGGGAGAUAAACAGGCGAUAUAACCAGGGCAGCACCAUACGCAAGUUCGAGUUACUUAAAUAUGUAAAAACGUGGUAUUUUACCUAUUAAAUAAUGAUUUUAAGCUCUC